AAACUUAAAAAUUUUACAUCUGAGCUUUGAGUAAAGCGAAAAAAAGUUAAAAAAAAAGAGAAAAUUUUUCCAUCUUAUAUAACUUAUAAUCAAAGGAAAAAUCUGUGGGAAACCUCUUCCCCAAUUACAUACAUUUAAAAGUUUUAGCCUCAUUUUCUGUAAGUGGGUUGAAAUAUUCAAGUUGUAAGGUGAUGGGCUAAAACUUUUAAAUUUAAUAAGAUAAGGGGUUUCCCUAUAAGAUUUUUGCUAUUAUCAGUUACACCAAAAAACAAUUCUACAUGGACAAAUACGGGAGAAACGGCGUCGCUUAAUCUUGCAACUUCUUGUAGCGUGGCAUGUUAUAAUUGGUCAAUUGAUGCAAAACCAAAGCCAACGACGCACCUGAUCAUAAAGAAAUCCAACAAUGGCAAAAAAAAAAAAAAAAAAAAAAAAAAAAAGAAGAAAAGAGAGAAGAAGAAAAAAGAAAGGGAGAUUGCUGUUGACUGUAGCUUUGCGAUUGUCAUUGUAGAGAUUGUAUGCUAUUUGAGGCGUAACACUAAGCCAAGCGAUUGAAGAAAAUGUGGAAGAUGAAAGAGUACGUAUCAGGGGGUGAGAGAGAAGAAAGCUUAUUGGAUCAAGAAUCCGAUGGCAUCUGCUCUCUCUCCCCAAUCCAGAGAAUGUACGCCUUUGCAGCUUGUCUGGGUUCCGGUUUAGUUAUUAUGUUUCUGUCAUUGAUUGUUUUUGCCAAGCCCAUAAAGUUUGCAUUAUUAUUCACCUUUGGCAAUGUGUUAGCAGUGGGAAGUACAGCCUUCCUCAUGGGACCUGAGCGGCAAUUGCGCAUGAUGCUAGAUUCAGUCCGUAUUUAUGCAACGGCAAUUUAUGUUGGAUUUGUUGUUUUAGCUCUCAUUUGUGCUCUCUUGAUCCAUAGCAAGAUUCUUACAAUUAUUGCUAUCAUAUGUGAGAUUUGUGCCCUUUUUUGGUACUGUCUGAGUUAUAUCCCAUUUGCUAGAAGAAUCGUGUCUGAAUUAAUGGUCCGAUUUUGUGACACUGAGCUCUAGCUUAACUCUAAAUGGAAACAAAGACUGAUCAUCUGAGAAAUACUCAAACUUGGUAUGCAGUUUUGCCUGUGUUUGCUUGUCUCUGAGUCUCAACAAUUGCCAGUUUCAGUUGCUUCUUGAGUUAAAAGAUCUGAUUUUGUGACACUGAGGUGUAACUAAUGCGAUUGGAAGAAUGAUAAUUUGUAUUUCACCAUUGAUUGUUAUGGUUAGAAUAUCACUCAUUUCUUGGUUUCUUAAUUAAAUUCAAUUCAUUUG
Molecule: messenger RNA, 1292 nt
Organism: Rubroshorea leprosula
Lineage: Eukaryota; Viridiplantae; Streptophyta; Magnoliopsida; Malvales; Dipterocarpaceae
Source: the annotation of a GenBank genome assembly